Messenger RNA from Colletotrichum godetiae, 814 nucleotides. RefSeq lists its product as uncharacterized. The record is from RefSeq and is a predicted model, not a curated record. NCBI's taxonomy places the organism in Eukaryota, Fungi, Ascomycota, Sordariomycetes, Glomerellales, Glomerellaceae. The coding region runs from base 311 to 646 and encodes 111 amino acids. The transcript has a single exon.
CCUCAUUUGGCUUGAUUAGUUAGGGUAGCAUGGGAAGACAAAAUAACCUGCCAUUGCUCAUACACUCCUGUUCUUUCUUAUUCCGUGAUUGUGAUGUGCCUUGCGCUAUUCGUACUAGGUGAAAGAUGCUGGUCUACUUUGCAUUAACUACCCCGGACGCGCCUUUACCGCCGCAGCAAUCCCCCAAACUACCAAGUGCUGUUUUGACGACCAACAUUUUCAACAUCAUAGCCCAUGUAAUGCGGCCGCGACUGCGAACGCAUAACGAUGGUGGACUUUCAUUACCUACCAUGAGCUCGGUUCCCUCCCAAUGAUUGUUGGUCGUUUUCGCUUUCGGAAUCCUGUUGUAAGUACGAGACGAGUGGGUCGCGUUCGCAUAGCCUGGGCGUACCCAUCGUUAAGGAGGAAUUGGUUCCGGUGUGCUCCCCUCCCCCUGUUCGCGGGCUGGCGGUUUGGUUUGCCAAGAGACGGGAUGUUUUUUAUGCAUAUGGUUGACUGUGGAGACUCUGUUGCAACAGUGUCGAUUGUACAGGGGAAUACCAUAAUAGUCUUGACGUCGACUGUUGUGAUAAUUUCUCUUUGGGUGGAAGUUACACCUAUAAAGUUCUUUAGAUAUCGGCUCCCGAUGUCUAGGACGACAGCUUAGAUAUAAGCUCACGUCUCUGGGUUGUUUAACGUACACUUUUUGGCUUUCUUGGUGACCUUGAACGUGAUCAGGGUGAAGGUACGUGUAACUUCGGUGACUAAAGGGGGAAUAUAUAAAGAUGUCGUCGGGGCCGCGGAGACUUUAGGACCAGACGAUGUCGGAAGGGGG